UGUGCAGUGGAAGUUGGUUGGUUAUUCCUGACUGGCAGUUGACUGAACUAGACUGAUUGCUUCGAGUUAAACGGAUCAACAAAGAGCCAACUCACAGUAGGCCACAUUUUAUCAUUUAUAACUUCGACAAACGCAGUAACCCAACUGGUCCGACAGGAAGAACGUAAAGUGCGUGUAGAUUCGAAUUAGCUCGGUUUCAUUGUUCACGGGCAACAGAAGCCCAAUUUCACAAGGGUUGCACACAGAGCUUAACCUAAGCACGAGAUCUUCAAAUGGCCGACAGCAAGAACGAGGACUUGGCCACCGCCAUCCUGAAGCGCAAGGAUCGCCCGAAUCGUCUCAUCGUCGACGAAGCCGCCAACGAUGACAACUCGGUUAUUUCGUUGUCUCAGGCAAAAAUGGACGAGCUGGAGCUAUUCCGUGGUGAUACGGUACUAUUGAAGGGCAAGCGUCGGAAGGAGACGGUAUGCAUCGUGCUGUCGGACGAAAAUUGCCCAGACGAGAAGAUUCGCAUGAACAGGGUGGUUCGCAACAAUCUGCGCGUCUGGUUGGGUGACGUGGUGAUGAUUCAGUCCUGCCCCGAUGUAAAGUAUGGCAAACGGGUGCACAUCCUACCCAUUGACGAUACGGUCGAGGGACUUACCGGUAACCUGUUCGAUGUCUACCUGAAGCCGUACUUCCUUGAAGCUUACCGGCCGAUUCACAAGGACGACACGUUCAUCGUGCGCGGUGGUAUGCGUGCCGUCGAGUUUAAGGUGGUCGGUGCUGACCCAGCGCCGUACUGCAUCGUGGCGCCGGAAACGGUCAUCCACUGCGAGGGUAAUCCGAUCAAGCGCGAGGAAGAGGAAGAAACGCUGAACGCAGUCGGGUACGACGAUAUCGGUGGCUGCCGAAAGCAGCUGGCACAGAUUAAGGAGAUGGUAGAGCUGCCAUUGCGCCAUCCGUCGCUGUUCAAGGCGAUCGGAGUGAAGCCUCCGCGCGGUAUUUUGAUGUACGGGCCACCCGGCACCGGUAAGACGCUAAUUGCGCGCGCCGUCGCCAAUGAAACCGGUGCCUUUUUCUUCCUGAUCAACGGCCCGGAGAUCAUGUCGAAGUUGGCGGGCGAGUCGGAGUCCAACCUACGCAAGGCAUUCGAGGAGGCGGAGAAGAACUCGCCGGCCAUCAUCUUCAUUGACGAAAUCGAUGCGAUCGCACCGAAGCGUGAGAAAACGCACGGUGAGGUGGAACGACGUAUCGUUUCGCAGCUGCUAACGCUGAUGGACGGCAUGAAGAAAAGCUCGCAUGUGAUCGUGAUGGCGGCGACCAACCGACCGAACUCGAUCGAUCCCGCUCUACGUCGCUUCGGACGAUUCGAUCGUGAGAUCGACAUCGGCAUUCCGGACGCUACCGGUCGACUGGAGGUGCUACGCAUCCACACGAAAAACAUGAAGCUGGCUGACGACGUGGAUCUGGAGCAGAUUGCGGCCGAAUCGCACGGUCACGUCGGUGCCGAUCUGGCGUCGCUAUGCUCGGAGGCAGCCCUUCAACAAAUCCGCGAGAAAAUGGACCUGAUCGACCUGGAAGACGAUCAGAUCGACGCGGAGGUGUUGGCCUCGCUGGCCGUCUCGAUGGAGAACUUCCGGUAUGCGAUGACCAAGUCGAGCCCAUCGGCGCUGCGCGAAACUGUGGUCGAGGUACCGAACACGACCUGGACCGAUAUCGGUGGCCUGGAGAAUGUGAAGCGCGAGCUGCAGGAGCUGGUGCAGUACCCGGUCGAGCAUCCGGACAAGUUCCUGAAGUUCGGCAUGCAGCCUUCGCGUGGUGUGCUCUUCUAUGGGCCGCCCGGUUGCGGUAAAACGCUGCUAGCCAAGGCCAUCGCUAACGAGUGUCAGGCCAAUUUCAUCUCCGUCAAGGGUCCCGAGCUGCUGACAAUGUGGUUCGGUGAGUCGGAAGCGAACGUGCGCGACAUCUUCGACAAAGCACGCUCCGCCUCGCCCUGUGUGCUGUUCUUCGACGAGCUGGACAGUAUCGCGAAGUCGCGUGGUGGCAACGUGGGAGACGCUGGUGGUGCCGCCGAUCGAGUGAUCAACCAGAUCCUCACGGAGAUGGACGGUAUGGGCGCGAAGAAGAAUGUAUUCAUCAUCGGUGCGACCAACCGGCCGGACAUCAUUGAUCCCGCCAUCCUGCGCCCGGGUCGCUUGGACCAGCUUAUCUACAUUCCGCUGCCGGACGAGAAGUCGCGCGAGGCGAUUCUCCGGGCGAACCUGCGCAAGAGCCCAGUUGCCGACGACGUUGAUCUUAACUACGUAGCCAAGGUGACGCAGGGCUUCUCCGGUGCGGAUUUGACAGAAAUUUGCCAGCGCGCCUGUAAGCUGGCGAUUCGACAGGCAAUCGAGGCCGAGAUCCGUCGAGAGCGUGACCGUGCUGCCAACCAGAACUCGGCUAUGGAUAUGGAUGAGGAGGAUCCAGUGCCCGAAAUUACGCGUGAUCACUUUGAGGAAGCGAUGAAGUUCGCCCGCCGUUCGGUUUCGGACAACGACAUUCGCAAGUACGAAAUGUUCGCCCAAACGUUGCAGCAAUCUCGAGGUUUCGGUACCAACUUCCGAUUCCCAUCAGGCCAGGGAAGUUCCAGCUCACAGGGCGGCCAGGGUUCAUCGCAACCGACGAGCAAUAAUCCAGGGGAUAACGGCGACGAUGAUCUCUACAGUUAGAUUGUUCCAGGUUCGGCUGGCAAACAUUUGGAGCCUACAUUGCUGGCUGCUGCUGCUGCUGGUGGUGUCGCUGCCUUCUUUUCCACAAGCCAAUACAUUUAACAGCGCGACAUUUAAAUUUCAUAACCCUUGCUCAGCAUACCUUGUCAUCCUCUUUCCCUUAUCGUUAGAUGAGCAACAACUCCCUGGAGGUUCGAUGCCUCUGUGGUUAGGUUUUUUUUUAUCAGAAUUAAAGAUUCAAUUCAACCGUUUGUUCCGAUCUGGCUAGAAAACGAGAUCCGCCAAAAGGAUACCAGUCUUUGUUUUGUUUGUGUGUGCGUGUUUUCGAGAAAAAAGGUUCGAUGAAUAUAGCAGGAAGUAGUCGGUGUAGUUUUUGAUGAUAAGCGUGUGAUGGUUUUACUAGUAAUUCAAUCUGAUUCUACAGUAUCGAUCGUAUGCUCCACCGUAAGAAUCCAGUAAUGGAGUAAUCUUGCGAAAAUGGAAUGAAUAUUAGAUAAAUAUGUCUAACACUUGGGAUGCACUAAUUGAACAGCUGAAUGAGAAUUAGGAGGUUGAAACACACAGGAAAUCGAAAACAGAAUUACAUUUCCCGCAUCAUUAAAAAGAGAAAAAUAAUAGAAAAAAACUAUCGGAUGGAUUUGGUGAUAAGAGUAUGGGAGAGUUUUGAGGACGAUAAAAAAUGCAAAAAUGUAAAAUGUUGGUGGGGAACUAGGCGUGAUCAGCACAGCAGCUAACGGAAAGGCCUCUUAAUUCUAAUUCAAUUUAAAAGAAACAGAAAGCUCUGUUAUUCUUAAGAUUAGCUCUUCUAGUUUUUGCCCUUUUUUUUCUUUCUUUCACAUAAGUAAAUCUUCACACAUUUCGUGUCCUUUUUUCUUCAGAAAGCUCCUCCUUCUACCUUUGCUGUCACAUUCAACGCAUUAUUUGAUUGUACCACUCUUUCUACCCUCAGUUAUCUUCAUUUGUAUCGUAUCGUAGUAGAAAUAAUUAUCCCACACUUAAACGAUCCUUGAGUAACGUAGAAGUGUCGUCUGGCGGAGCUAACAAACGACUAUGCAAACACAAACACACACAGACACACCAGCGAGCGAGAAAACAAGUAACAUAAAUGACGGAAAAUUGCCCCAUUAAAAACAAAUAUGCUACGCAUAUGAAAAGGCAGGAGACGGACAUCGGAUCUUCUUGAAGCUGGUUUUCUUGUCCUCUAUCGAAGCUUGACGGUCGAUCUCGCUGACUCUUCUAUACCUUGUAUUUUUACGAAAAAGAACACUUGAAUGUAUGCAAAGUGGGCGAAUAUUCAUAAUAAUAAAAAACGGUAAAGAUGAUUCUACGGAUCCGGG
Messenger RNA from Anopheles coustani, 4027 nucleotides. RefSeq names its product transitional endoplasmic reticulum ATPase TER94 (gene TER94). Gene Ontology annotation, cellular component: cytosol; VCP-NPL4-UFD1 AAA ATPase complex; nucleus. The record is from RefSeq and is a predicted model, not a curated record. Gene Ontology annotation, biological process: mitotic spindle disassembly; retrograde protein transport, ER to cytosol; autophagosome maturation. Bases 273 to 2690 code for a protein of 805 amino acids. The transcript has 5 exons. Gene Ontology annotation, molecular function: polyubiquitin modification-dependent protein binding; ATP hydrolysis activity; ATP binding. NCBI's taxonomy places the organism in Eukaryota, Metazoa, Arthropoda, Insecta, Diptera, Culicidae.